Molecule: messenger RNA, 1071 nt
Organism: Canariomyces notabilis
Lineage: Eukaryota; Fungi; Ascomycota; Sordariomycetes; Sordariales; Chaetomiaceae
Product: glycoside hydrolase family 18 protein
Exons: 4
Coding region: 1-1071 (356 amino acids)
Biological process (GO): chitin catabolic process; carbohydrate metabolic process
Cellular component (GO): extracellular region
Molecular function (GO): chitin binding; chitinase activity
Source: RefSeq, a predicted model, not a curated record
AUGUCCUCGUCAGUACGCAGGUCGCGCAUGGCAAGCGCCUUCAACGUCAUGUAUACGAAUGCCGUAUACUGGCCUAACCACAGCAUCUACAACGGAAACACACCCGCUGACCUCAACUACGGUUGCAUAAACCGAGUCUACUACGCUUUCGCCACUGUGACGGUGGAUGGAGGUGUAUUCCUUAGCGACGAGUGGGCAGAUGCCCGAGCACCUUGUGACGGCGUCCAAGGUGCCUUAGGGUCCCUGAUGCACCUCAAACAGAGAUAUCCUCAUCUGCAAGUUGUGCUGUCGAUCGGCGGCGGCGCUUCGAGUGAGACAUUCCCCGUCGUGGCAUCCAACGCCAUCCUGCGGGACAACUUUGCACGCUCUGCUCGAGGUCUAGUCGAAGCAUCGGGCCUCGAUGGCAUUGACAUCGUCUGGGAAUACCCCUGCACCCCGCAACAAGGGAAUGACUUCCUUGCCCUGCUUGCGGCGAUCCGCAUUCAUCUUCCGGAAGACCGCUUCCUGCUCACGGCCGCUCUCCCGGCUGCUAGGCCUGUCCUCCAAACCAUCGACCUCCGGCGCGCAGCCGAAUACCUUGACGCUGUCAAUCUGACAGCCUACGACUUCUACGGCCCUUGGACCCACAGGACUGGCCACCAUGCCCAGCUUUACUCGAUGGUCAAAGACGAGCCGUCGGUCGCGUCUGGGGUACACUAUCUCAUGGCUUCUGGCGUGCCGGGCAGAAAGAUAUUGAUUGGGAUUCCGCUGUUCGGCCGGAGCUUCCUCCAUGUCAGCGGGCCCGGUCACAAGAACCGAGGUGCUGGUGGACAAGACGGCUUGUUCGAGUACAAGCAGCUUCCAAGAAGAGGCACUAAGGAACUGGUGGACAAACGCGCCGUCGCCGCCCAAUGCGUCGGUGGAGACGGUGGUUUUGUCACGUACGACAACCCAGACACAGUGAGGGUCAAGGCAGCCUUUUGCAAGCAGAAAGGCCUCGGAGGAUUGUUUUACUGGAGCGCGCCGUCUGAUGCCAAGGACAGCAAAAGGAGUCUUAUCACGACAGGAUUUAAGACGCUGCAUAGCUCCUGA